AUGGAAUCGACUGAAGAUCAAGAACAAGGAUUAGUACAUAAUGAAAAGGUUCUUAAUGAAAUUUUAGAAAAGAGCAUCCGUAACAAGUUCAAGUACCUAAUAGACUUAUUCAAAUUCACAAGUGAUCCACCAAUAUUUAUGAGAAUAAAAAGGGUACCUCAUAAAAUUUAUCUUGUAUUCAAUCUAUGACCAGAAUUGUUAACAAUUGUGUACCCUAAUAAACAGUUUUCAGGACUUAUGCCCGAUGUUAAACAGUUUUACAAAUCUAAACAAUCAAGGGUUAUUCACAUUGCUGGAAAUAUUAAGAACUACACAAUUGGUUGGCUAGAUAAUUGCUCCAAAAUCUUAUCUACAUGAUUCUUUUCAAUAACUGAAAAGGUAACUUUGGGAGAAUUUAUAAUCUCUGGCAGAUGCUUUAAGAAAACUCUCAUUUGAUGAUCUCAUGUGCAAACAAUUAAUUUCUUAAGAUGAGAAAUUGUAAACUCUGAUGUAUCAUUGCCUGAAGCUGUAAAAUUCAAGAUCCAAAACUUUUAAUUUUAAGAACUCAAACUAUAGAAUUUUCAGAAGAAAUGUCAAGCCUAUUAGUAUUGAUCAGAUCUGCAAAAUGAUCAGUACUUGAAGUCUUAAGAAAUCUCUACAAGAAGUCAAUAUCAGGGAUAACAGCUUUAAAAACUCAGAACUCAAGGAAGCAAUAAUCAACAAUUCUCUAGCCUCAAUAAUGUUCAAACAAGAAGGAUCAAAUCAUGAAUAUAACUGCUUCAUCGAUGAGUAUGGAAAUUUUAAUGAACAGAAGUUCUCUCUAAACAUCCUGGAAAAAGCUCAUAAGUAUUAAAAGGAGUUCCACUAACAUUUCAUUCAAUA
Moneuplotes crassus is the source of this 861-nucleotide messenger RNA. Lineage: Eukaryota; Ciliophora; Spirotrichea; Euplotida; Euplotidae. The record is from the annotation of a GenBank genome assembly.